Messenger RNA from Cladocopium goreaui, 1140 nucleotides. The record is from the annotation of a GenBank genome assembly. Lineage: Eukaryota; Dinophyceae; Suessiales; Symbiodiniaceae.
AUGGCAGCCUACGACAAGGCUUUGAAAAGGGGAGUUGCCAAGCCAUCGAAGUACGUAGAAGGACUGGGAUUGAAAGGGUGGUACCGGUGCUGCUACCCGAAGUGGCCGAAAGUCCGGGACAAGCACAAUUGGCCACUUGUUUGCCGGGCAGCUCCAGAUAUCGCAAAAACACACAAAGAGUGCCCAGACAUCAUCAAGCAGUUUUUGGGCCAACCCAAGAAAUUUAUUACUCGAGGAGCUGAAGGAUCAAGCAGCAUAUUGCCUCAGGAGUUUGUGAGCGUGGUUGGUGAACAUGUGGUUGAACGCUUGCAACUGGGGGAAGAGGUUGACUACGACUACGUCGCUGGUGCAUUGUCAUCCUCAGUGGAAUUGUGGAAUCAGUGCGUUGGAUCAGUGCGAGAAAAGCUUUCAAAUCCAGAAACUGUUCUGGCGGAAAUGAACAAGCUGUCAGGCCGAUAUUGUGGGGAAACGAAUUUUCAAGAAGUGCUCGCGUCCAUCAAGAAGCAGCUGGAAACGCUGAAAACCAUUUCUUUGAAACCAUCCGACGAGGGCUUCAGGAAGCAUGCAUGGCGCAUUUGCAACAGAUGCGCCAUUGGCAUGCAAGCCAAUACAAAGCCUGGUAAGCACUUGGAUUUCAACCAUCCUGCCAUGAAGAGGGUCAGAGAUUACGUCGCCAUGGAGAUUUCCAGCGACAAAAUCCAUGAGAAGCUCUGCGCCAACUUUGAUCAAGUAUGGUGCAUGAACUUUCGUCCUCGAGCCCGGUCACUUCAGCAGAAGCCAUCGGAAUAUGAUCCACUUUCGAAGCUUCCCAGCAAGAAAAAGUUGAGACAGAAGUUUGAAAGGAUCCUAGAAAGCACUGUGGCCGACAUGCCCGUGGGGGAACAGGAAGCAAUGGUUGCAACUCCUCGGCUGACUGGUGGAGCUGCAGCAAACGUGCCAGUAGAAGGCUAUCGAAAGCCCCACACUCUCACCACACUCUCAUGGUGUGAUGGGAGCGUGUCAAGGGGAUUCGUCACUGUCAAUGAGGAUGAUCUGAGUGAGUCACAACGUGCUGCCAUCAACGAGGACUGGGAACUUGCAGCUGUAUUCAGAUUAUGUAUAUAUAUAUAUAUUUACACAUAUAUAUAUAUAUUUAUGUAA